UUGAGGGUCAUUAAAGUGAUGCCCAAUCUUAUUACCUUGUUUUGCUUCAGAGGCACUAAGAGCGCUCUGACCCCCGAUGAAGCCAGCUCAGGAACUCUCUCCCCCCUCGGGACUGCCCCAAAUGCUUCAAGGGGACUCGGGGAGGUGAGUUAGUUAGAAGUGCCUCACAAGCCAAAGAACAGAUCAUAUUAUGGGCUCAGAAAUGCACUAUGACACACGGAAUCCCGGUGAAGAAUAUGACGAGUUCUUUCUCGGACGGAGUGGCCUUCUGUGCCAUUGUACACUUCUACUUCGCAAACGCAUUCUUAUUCGAAGACUGUCUUAAAAUGCCGCGCAAGGAGCGCAUCACUUUUGCUUUUCAAAAAGCGGAGGAGCUGGGUGGAGUGCCUCAGUUGAUUGACCCCGAAGACCUCAUUCUAAUGGGGAAGAAACCAGAAUACAAAGUGAUGUUCACCUACAUGUCAGAAAUGUACCGCAACCUCAAGAAGCUAGAUGAAAUAACCCAAAUUAAAUGAGCAACACUGUUCUGACGCUGUGAAAUGCAAUAUAAGCUCAAAACUGAUGAUAAAUUUCUAAACUUUUGGUAAAACCAUGAAUGAAUUGCCUAAAAAUGCAUUUUAAUAUUUAAUGAGAUUAUGAAAUGAAUUGAUGCUACUAAGAUUUGUA
This is a messenger RNA of Symsagittifera roscoffensis, 666 nucleotides long. Its product is annotated as smoothelin-like protein 2. Gene Ontology annotation, cellular component: filamentous actin; microtubule organizing center. The transcript has 3 exons. Gene Ontology annotation, molecular function: protein binding. NCBI's taxonomy places the organism in Eukaryota, Metazoa, Xenacoelomorpha, Acoela, Convolutidae. Bases 210 to 515 code for a protein of 101 amino acids. Gene Ontology annotation, biological process: actin cytoskeleton organization. The record is from RefSeq and is a predicted model, not a curated record.